Leptonychotes weddellii (Weddell seal) is the source of this 2579-nucleotide messenger RNA. NCBI's taxonomy places the organism in Eukaryota, Metazoa, Chordata, Mammalia, Carnivora, Phocidae. The record is from RefSeq and is a predicted model, not a curated record.
AUGGAGGAGAUAUACUUCUACUGGCUGUGCCGGGACACACACGCCUUUGAGUGGUUUGCGGACUUGCUGCAGCUUCUAGAGACCCAGAUGCAGGAGAGGAACAACGCUGGCUUCCUCAGCUAUAACAUCUAUCUCACGGGCUGGGAUGAGUCUCAGGCCAAUCACUUUGCUGUGCACCAUGAUGAGGAGAAAGAUGUGAUCACAGGCCUGAAACAAAAGACCUUGUAUGGACGGCCCAACUGGGAUAACGAAUUCAAGACAAUUGCAAGUCAACACCCAAAUACCAGAAUAGGAGUUUUCCUCUGCGGACCUGAAGCCUUGGCUGAAACCCUCAGUAAACAGUGCAUCUCCAACUCUGAGUCUGGCCCCCGGGGAGUGCAUUUCAUUUUCAACAAGGAAAACUUCUAACUGGUCUCUUCACGGGAGAUCAAUGUGGGUUAUGCCGCCAAGUACCUAACCCAAUAAUGCUAGUUGAUCAUGUAAAUUCCCCCCUUACAAAAAGAGAGAAAAUGAAACUAUAAGGGGAAGGUUUUCCCCGAAAGGAGUGUUAAAGAUUGUUUGAUAGUGAUAAUUUGCAUUUGUAUGGAACUUUAUGGUUUUCAGAGCACUUUUACAAACUUGAUUUCAUGUUUUACUCACAAUAAUGCCAGAGAAAGGUAGGGCAAGGGUUCCUGGACUCAGUGUUUAGGAUUUAAAAAAAAAUAGGGACUCAAAAUGGUGAGGUAACUUCCCGAAGAUUAUGAAGCGUGGACCAGAUCUAGUCCAUGCGGCCCCAGGUUUGGUGGUCUUUCUGUGAUACCAGGCCACCUGGAAGUAGGUUCAUAUACUCCCCCCAAAAAGCAACAAUCCAGGGAGUGGCCAUUCAUUUUCCAUCUUGUGUUAUCUUUGUUAUCAUUGUUGUCAUAGUGAAUGAACUCUUCCAAAUAUUUAGUAGAUAAUAUAUGCCGAGAAGGAUUGAACACUUAAGAGGGACAGGAUGGCCAUCGGAGCAGUCUCCAGCUUAGCUUUGCUAAUUAAUGUAUCACUCAGCAUUUACAAUGAUGCUUGGCAGAGUGGAUACUCGGUGAAAGUUUGUUGAAUGAAUGAAUGAAAAGACAUUUAGAACCAUACAAGGCCCGGAUAGAAAUAAUUUAAAGCCUUAAACUAAGAAUUAGGCCAAGUAUGUAUCUGAUAUGCCCAGCUGCUUUAAAUAGCAUCUACCCCUUGUUUUAUUUAAAUACACACACAAAAAUGGCUCUUAUUUGUGUGACUACUGGUUUCUUGUUACAUCAUCAUCAUCAUCAUCAUCAUCAAAUUUAUGUCCUAGAAACCAAAAUCCCCAGCUUACUGUGUAGGUAUUGGAUUCACACCCAGUAGAAUGUUCUAGAUAUCCAUGAGUUCAAGAGUCUCUAAAUCACUGUUAGUGUGGCCAGAAACAGGGUUUUUUGUUUGUUUUUUGUUUCUUAGAACCACUCUUAUUUCUGGAAACUAAAAAUAUCUUUAUUUGCCCUACCCUGUGGAACCACAGAUAUUUAGAACUACUUAACUUUGGUAAUGAGGAAGAAAUGAGAAGAAAGCUGGGGGAAGGGCACAAGACUGGGUUAGGAGAAAAGGGGAGGGCAGGGGGAAAGAGAACAGGAGGCGAACGAGAGAAAGCAAAAAAGGCACAAGGGAAGGGGAGAGGUGGGGGUCUCACACUGGUCACUUUCCACCCCAGAUUCCUUAGUCUUGUAUGUAUUGAAGGAGACUUACACAUGCUCAUUUUACGUUGAUUACAUGUGGUAUUGAAUCUGAGAUUCUGGCUGCAAAUUUUGAUGCUGGGUGGGCAUAUUCAAAGGACCGGGAUGCAGUAGUAAGAACUCGGUUGUUCUCUCAGGACAUGCAGGUCACUGCGGGUUCCUCCUGACAAGUCAGGCUUGCCGUGGGCAUGUUGCCUCCCCAAAACGUCCCAGCAAGGCUUUUACUCGGAGAGACUUAGGUCCAGCCUGUUCACACUGCACCCCAGGUAUCAGUUCAUUCAUUCACCAAAUUUUUAUUGUGCUAUUACUCUGACUCAGGCUCUGGUGCUCACAGUCUCAAUUCUUUCCACCAGAGCGUGAGCGAGAGGGGGAACCACAGUUCUAGGCGGCUGAGAACCUUGGCCUUCUCUAACCUCUGUGGCAUAAGUAAAACUGACUCAUCUGUUGCUCUGAAAGUGUGUGUCCAGGGUUUUGUUUUUUUUUUUUUACCUUGAUGCCAACAUAGUUACCAUAGCAGAGAGCCCUGCCCUGCCCUGUAUUACCCUGGUUAUGAGAUGAAAAAUGAGUGUAAGAGUGCUCCUCAUUACUCCAUUCUUCUCCCAAGCCGCCGGCUUUCAGCUGCCCGCAGAGUUCUUCUGGCUUCCAGGACUUAGCACUUAGUAACAGGUACUGAGAGCAUGAUAAAGCAUUGCUUUUAAUCUCAAGGCUCAGAAGGCUUUUCUUAGUUCCCCUGCUUUUGCAAUAUUGCAUUUAUGAAAUCUGCAUACUUGUAGCUGUUGUAUUUGAAUAGUUUGGGGGGGGCCUGGGGGACAAUUCCUAGGAAGAACUAAUAAAGCUGUGCUCGGCUAUUAAAACAAAUGA